Poecile atricapillus (Black-capped chickadee) is the source of this 2168-nucleotide messenger RNA. RefSeq names its product HDGF like 3 (gene HDGFL3). Gene Ontology annotation, cellular component: nucleus. Lineage: Eukaryota; Metazoa; Chordata; Aves; Passeriformes; Paridae. Gene Ontology annotation, molecular function: transcription coregulator activity; double-stranded DNA binding. Gene Ontology annotation, biological process: regulation of transcription by RNA polymerase II. The transcript is spliced from 6 exons. The record is from RefSeq and is a predicted model, not a curated record. The coding region runs from base 438 to 1049 and encodes 203 amino acids.
CGGGGCCGCGGCGGCUGCGGCGGGGAUGGAGCGGGCGGCGCGGGCGGCGUAGCCCAGCGCGCACGGGGGGGCCGCGGGCAGCGCCGCGCCCGCCGCCGCCGCGGGGCGAGGGCUCCCCGGCCGCCCCCGCCCGGCCAGCCCGCUCCCUGGUACCGGGGGCUGCUGGGGUUGUGUCCAAGGCCUCCCCCUCCCCCGCGUACACACUCACACACACAGACACACGCACACACACUCACACUCACACACACACACACACCCCAUCUCCUCCAGCCGCCGCCGCCGCCGCCGGAGAGAUCGGGGAUCGCCCGCGGCCCAGCCCCGCUCCCGGCUGCGCCCCGUGCCCGGGCGCAUCGCACCCCGCGGGGGCUCGCCCGGCUGCCCCCGGGGCGGCGUGCGCGGGGCGAGGGGACACACGGCGGCUCCCGCGGCGGCUCCCGAUGGCUCGUCCGCGGCCCCGAGAAUACAAGGCUGGAGACCUGGUGUUCGCCAAAAUGAAGGGGUACCCGCACUGGCCGGCCCGGAUUGAUGAACUUCCUGAAGGAGCCGUGAAACCUCCAGCAAAUAAAUACCCCAUCUUCUUUUUUGGGACUCAUGAAACUGCGUUCCUGGGGCCCAAAGACCUUUUCCCAUAUAAAGAAUAUAAAGAUAAGUUUGGGAAAUCGAACAAGCGAAAAGGAUUUAAUGAAGGCCUGUGGGAAAUAGAAAACAACCCUGGAGUAAAGUUUACUGGAUAUCAGGCGAUUCAGCAACAGAGCUCAUCAGAAACUGAAGGAGAAGGAGGAAAUACAGCAGAUGCCAGCAGUGAGGAGGAAGGUGAUCGGGUAGAAGAGGAUGGAAAAGGAAAAAGAAAGAAUGAAAAAGCCGGCUCAAAACGGAAAAAAUCCUACACUUCAAAGAAAUCCUCCAAGCAGUCACGGAAAUCUCCCGGAGAUGAAGAUGAUAAGGACUGCAAAGAGGAAGAAAAUAAGAGCAGCUCUGAUGCUGGGGACGCAGGCAAUGACACAAGGAAUACUUCUUCAGAUUUGCAGAAAACCAGUGAAGGGACUUAACCAACAAAAUGACUGCUGAAUAUUAAGGGAAAAUACAAGAAGGUUACAUGUUUGGUUGUCUAAUAUUCUUGGAUUUGAUAUGAGUCACCACAUCUGUUCAUUAGUACCAUCAACAGCAUCCCAGUUUGUAUGCACAUUAUUCACAUUCCUAUCUGUUGUGUUUGCAGAAAUGACAUUUUUACCCUUUUUUCUAAGGGUUACUUUUUGAUUUUCAUAUUAUUUGGUUGCAUGAAGUUGCCCUUUUUCCAGUGGCUGAGGUUUAUGAAGAUAUUGCAUACUUGAACAUGUUUUAGAUUCCUUUUCUAGACAGAAAAGGCAUAACUCUAAAUUAUAUCAUUCUAAAUCAACAUUUUUUAAACACAACUAAAUCUUAGAAAUUAGUCCCCUCCAUACAAUGCUACAAUAAUCUUCCACACACAAACAUAAUCUUAAAUUUUCCUAUAUCCAUUCUCUCUUGGGUUUUGAUCAGUUUACAACAUAAAAGAAAAAUUCUUCUUCAGCUGAAAUCACCACCAAGUUCAAUAAUAUAAUAAAAUACCUUUCCUUAUUAGAAGUACCUAGCUAGUUAUACUCUUAAUACUUCUCCAAACCAUGAUGUAAUGUACACUAUCUGACUUAGUUCCUAUAUGUGGAGUUAGUGAAAGUCUUUUUGUGUUUCUUUAGAUUAAUACGAGAAUUUUUCCAAUGCCAACACAAUUUGAAAUCAUUCAUUUGGAUGCUUUCCAUUUUUAAGCUUACUGUGAUAUACAGCCCUAUGGGAAACCAAAACAAAACAUCAAUUUUAAAUAACGAAAGGCUUAAAAAAGGAUGCUGUCAUUCUGGCUUUUUUUUUCCUUUUGGAAAUAGAACUAGACUAGUAAGUAAGCAUUCCAAAUCCAUUACUCUGUGUACAUUAUUGUUGCUAUUGUGAUAAUAGAGAUUUUUAUUUAUUUUUAUGCCAGCUUUUAUUGUGAAAACAUAUUUAGUCUGGUUUUAUCAAUCCUUGUUAUGCUUGUCCUUGGAACAUCUUUUGCGUAUUCAAGGUUUGUAGUUGAUGAGUUUACUGUAAAAAACUAAAAAAAAAAAAAAAAAAACCACAAGGAAAAAAAAACAAAAAAAACCACCAAAACAAAACAAAAA